This is a messenger RNA of Physeter macrocephalus (sperm whale), 851 nucleotides long. Its product is annotated as putative small proline-rich protein 5. The record is from RefSeq and is a predicted model, not a curated record. Bases 60 to 545 code for a protein of 161 amino acids. NCBI's taxonomy places the organism in Eukaryota, Metazoa, Chordata, Mammalia, Artiodactyla, Physeteridae. The transcript has 2 exons.
AAGGGCAGAUGCAUCCUAUUGUGACUAAGGCCUAGCACGCCCCAAUCGUAGGCCACCUCAUGGUUUCCAAGAGGGAUUGGAGACGUAUAAAAGGUGUGCAGUCUCAGAGCAUCCCCAAACCUCAGCAUCUCCACGUUCCAGCCACUGGUGAACUCGGUGCACAUCCAGACCAGAAUGUAUCAUCAAAAGCAGAAGCUGUGCUGCCCCCCACCAAAGUAUUGCUGCCCCGCACCCCAGCAGUGCUGCCCCCCACCAAAGUAUUGCUGCCCUGCACCCCGGCAAUUCUGCCCACUACCAAAGUAUUGCUGCCCCGCACCUCAGCAGUACUGUCCCCCUCCGAAGUACUACUGCCCCCCACCAAAGCGGUGCUAGACCCCCCUCAGCACGCCGGGCAACCUUGCCAGUCUCCACCCACGUGCAAGGUGCCCUGUGUCCCCAAGUGCCAGCACAAGUGCCCACGCCUUCCGCAAUGCCCGAUGUCCAAGCAGAAGUACUCCCUGGCCAAGGGACCUGAGGCCAGUCUCCCUGGAGAACAGAGACCAUGAAGCCCACUGCCUUCUCUCAGCCAUCCAGCUGUGAGCGCCCCUCUCUCCCAGCUUCUGGAGGCAGCACUCUUCGGGAAAGCAGCACCAGGUUGGCAGCUUCCUGGAUCAAGAUUUCGUAUUAAUUAGCAGCUGCAAGUUCCAUCUCAGAAAAGGAUCUGGUUCUAAACCAUCUAAUCUUCUUUGCUGCCUUGUAUCAACUUUGCCCUGUCGGCUUCUUGGAAACUUAAGCAGAGUGGCGGGACAUCCUUUCCUAGCACCCUUCAUUUCUACUCCAGUUUUCCCAACUAUUACACACAAUUCCUUUGG